AUGUGGAAGAGUUUUUUGACAAGAACAUCAAGAUGCUUCUCAACAUCAACAAGCAACAUCAAGACACUUAAAUGGUGGGAUCAUGUAGCCCCAGCUCCCAAAGAUCCCAUUACCAGUGUCACUGAGGCUUUUCUUGCUGACACUAGUCCCACAAAGAUCAAUCUUGGAGUGGGAGCUUAUAGGGAUGAUGAAGGGAAACCUGUUGUCCUUCAAUGUGUUAGAGAGGCUGAGGCAAAGAUUACUGGUUGUGACUUCUUGGAGUCGGUAUCUUCGGCAGUGAGUUCAAAGCUGGUUGAGGAGAGUGUCAAAUUGGUUUAUGGAAAGAAUUCAGAUGUUAUAAAAGAAGGGAGGUUUGCUGGAGUUCAAGCUCUAUCGGGAACUGGUGCAUGUCGUCUCUUUGCUGAGUUCCAGAGGCGUUUCUAUCCUGAAUCUCGAAUAUAUUUGCCUGAUCCAACUUGGUCUAACCACCAUAACAUAUGGAGAGAUGCUCUAGUUCCAGAGAGAACUUUUCACUACUACCAUCCUGAUUCAAAGGGUUUAAACUUUGCUGCUCUUUUGGAUGAUGUUAAGAGUGCCCCAGAUGGUUCAUUUUUCUUACUCCACCCUUGUGCUCACAACCCAACUGGGGUUGACCCCACUGAGGAACAGUGGAGAGAAAUUUCAUAUCACUUUAAGGUAAAAAAUCAUUUCCCCUUCUUUGACAUGGCUUAUCAAGGUUUCGCAACUGGGGACCUUGACAGGGAUGCACAGUCAAUCCGGAUUUUUGUUGAAGAUGGGCAUUUAAUAGGUUGUGCUCAAUCCUUUGCGAAGAACAUGGGAUUAUAUGGACACCGAGUUGGUUGUCUCAAUGUUCUCUGCAAUGAUGCAAAGCAAGCAGUUGCAAUUAAAAGUCAAUUGCAGCAGAUUGCGCAGGCAAUGUACAGCAGCCCUCCUGUUCAUGGUAUAUUACUGGUCUCGGCUAUCUUGAGUGAUCCUGAUUUGAAAGCACUUUGGAUGAAAGAGGUGAAGGUCAUGGCAAAUCGCAUUCAAAGUUUGCGGACUACUCUGCAGGAAAGCCUCGAGCAAUUGGGUUCUUCACUCAAUUGGGAACACAUAACUAACCAGGUUGGGAUGUUUUGCUUCUCUGGUUUAACCCCUGAACAGGUUGAUCGGCUGCUAAGGGAAUUUCACAUAUACAUGACUCUUGAUGGACGCAUGAGUAUGGCAGGUGUUACCACAGGCAAUGUGAGUUAUUUAGCAAAUGCAAUUCACGAAGUAACCAAAUUUGGUUAG
Molecule: messenger RNA, 1272 nt
Organism: Dovyalis caffra
Lineage: Eukaryota; Viridiplantae; Streptophyta; Magnoliopsida; Malpighiales; Salicaceae
Source: the annotation of a GenBank genome assembly